This is a messenger RNA of Trichophyton benhamiae CBS 112371, 318 nucleotides long. RefSeq lists its product as uncharacterized. NCBI's taxonomy places the organism in Eukaryota, Fungi, Ascomycota, Eurotiomycetes, Onygenales, Arthrodermataceae. The record is from RefSeq and is a predicted model, not a curated record. The transcript has a single exon. The coding region runs from base 1 to 318 and encodes 105 amino acids.
AUGUCAUCACGAUAUCUACUUAUGACACAAGUUAGCCCGCUUGAACAAGUCAAAGACCAGGUUGUGAAAGAGGUCUCAAUAUCCAUGCAAGGUGUAUGGUCAUCCAUUGCAUUCCAUAUGUGUCAUUACCGAGACGAUCUUGAUGAGCUCAGCGCAGGCCAGCCCCCAGCUACUACAUCCAAUCUGACAAAUCUACCUGAAUGGAAGCGAUGGGAAUUAGGUGCCAUAUUGGCCCAUCCUACCGAUUGGCGCCGCCCAAAAUACACCAAUCUUCCAGACAGGGCGGAGAUGCGAGCCCAAAACCCCGGUGGCGGUUAG